GCGGGGUUCCGGCGGCCCUUUGCCUGAGACAUCAAUGGUUGACAAAGGCAUGACUGCCAUAUUAAGGCCGACGCCGCGAGCUUCCAUGUCAGAUAUACUAUAUAAUGGCUGCCCAACGAGGGACAGAGGAACAGGAUCCAGCAUGUCCAACAAGCCUUCUGUGUUGAUCGUCGGCGCAAGUGGUGCCCUCGGGCAACCCUUGACACAGGAGUUCAUCAAACAACGGGAUCGGAUCGGUCGUCUUGCGAUUCUGUCUGACCCGGCGAAAGCGCAUAGAGUGGAGGCCGCUCGAGCUGCAGGCGUCGAGAUCGUCCUCGGGUCGCUGAUCGAUCCUAAAUGCUAUCAAGGAAUUGACAUCGUCUUCUCCCUGGUGGGGGAUGCCACCAUGCGCUUGCAGCCUGCGAUCAUCGAGGCUGCUGUCGAGGGCGGCGUGCGCCAUUUCUAUCCCUCCGAGUUCGGUACGGACAUCGACCAAGAUCACGUCUGGCCCUUCCGUUACUUCCGUGAUAAGCUCGUCACCCGAGAUCAUCUUCGCGCGACAGCGAAAAAGGUCCCCGGGUUCCAAUAUACUCUGAUGCUCGUGGGUGCUUUCACCGAGUGGUCGUGCUCCUCGUUCAGCGGCUUCGAUUUGGAGAAGCACACUGUGGAGGCAUAUGGGUACCCGGAGGCGCAAGUUUCAGUCACAGCUCUGAAGGACAUCGUGAGGUAUGCCGUGGACUCGAUCUUCCUCCCGUUUCCCAAGGAUCACGCCAUGCGUGAGAUCCGCGUCCGGGGCGACCAUGUCACGUUCGCCGAACUCAUCAAGACCCUCGAAGAGGUCCAAGGUGUCUCAUACACCGUUUCGUACAUCGACCCAAGCGAGGCUGCAGUCAAGCAAGAAGCAGCGCGCAAGCGAGGGGAGGAAUCGGAAGAAGUGAAGUGGGCUGGGAAAACGAUCUGCCCAACAGGAAGAGUCACCGUUCCGCUUCCGAUUGAUAACGACAAGUUCGAUUUCAGACCGGAGAGUCUGAAGGAGACGUUGGCGCGGUUGUUUACGACGAAAUAGCAGUUUCUGUAAAUCUUGUGAAGUUACGAGUGUUCAUUGCUACCAAGACUCGUAGAUCGACUCCCACCCUACUCAAUCCAGCAGGCGAAGUAGCUUGGUGCUUCGGUCGUAGUGACAGCAGUGAGAGUCAGCACGAGUAUUCACGCUGCCUCGGACAUCAAUUGUCUGAUCCGAACUCAGACUGGGACAUCACAGUGCGCAGGGCCAGAAACAUUGCUUUCGGAACGCAAGGCUCAUGAACCCUCGACGACAGCCUCUGUCCCCCCAAAAUCGUAGUCCAGACAUUCAGGAGGUGAGCUACUGUACGGGGAGUGAUCAGAAAGUCGCACUGUUCUCGCAUAGUGUCGGCCAGGGCAUCAGUGAGUAGAGCUGAAGGACGGUCUGGGACGUGGACAUGCUGCACACUCGACUGAGACAAGCAUCCAUCCUAUCCGGUCCAUGAAAAUGUCACCUAGUACCGAGAAGUGCUACUAGUAAAAUAAUAUCUCUGGAGGCAUUUCAUUCGUCUGUAAGCGCGUUUGAAUACAGCAUCAUAUUGAGGAACAAUAGACGUCAGAGUUCACGAAGGUCGAGCUUCAACCUGACGAGGGCCCGCCACCCUCGUUCCUGUAUGGGUUCCAUUUCUGUUCGCUUGCGCAGUCGCCUGUGCUGAAGCCAAUUGCAGUCUAUAACACCUGCAGACCAAGCUGCGCUCGGUUUGACUUCGUGCUUUCUCACCAGCGGCUAACCACCGAGAUUCCCCCACCCCUGGUACUGCUGCUGCUGAUGCACCGAUAUCUGACCCUGGAAGCCGAGGGUCGAUGUCGACGGCAGUCGUGUGUGAGCCAUCCCCGGAUUCGCACUCAUCGCAAAUGCAGCACCAGGGCCCGUCGCAUACAAUGUCUGACCAGUAACGCCCACGCCACUACCUGAGCCCAAGGCACCAUACAUCGCAUGAUUCCCGGAGACAGUCCUCUGAUGAGCCAGGGGAGGCUCCGCCCAGACCGUGCCCUGCGAGCCGAAUCUUUGGUGCUGUAGCUGCUGCUGGGGAUAGGCGCUGGCUGCGCUGGGAUACCGCGGCGACCCGUACGGCAUCGGACUGCCGAGCGACAGGGACGCUUGCUCGGCCCUCGACGCCGCCCAGAUCGAGGCUGGCGCUGGUGACGCGCUCGAUCCGAGCCCAAUGCCGCUGACUGCCGAAGCUCUGACAGACCCGGCCCCAGAGCCCCUGGCAAGAAAGCCCUUGAGCAGGUCUUCAGCAGUCGUUGGGUUCACAAUCUUGUCCUGAGGGGGCGCAAUCGGGCUGGGUAAUGGAAGGGCGGGGCCGGGAACAGAAACUGGCGCUUGCGCUGGGAUACGAUAUGGGGAGAGCGUGUGGUUUUGUGUUUGUGCCGCAGGAAGUACUCUCGGUGGAGGGUCCGCACUUGGCAACUGAACCCCGGUUCUCGCAGGUGUUCCAAUGGGCGCCAUCGGCUUUGCAGCGACGGGAACGUCCUUGGUGCGAAUGUCCCAGACGAUCUCGUCCUCCUCAUCCUCGUCCUGCGGUUCCGUUUGCAAGAAAGAAAAUGCCUCAUCCAAAAGGGCAGUGCUGGUGUCGUCCGUGGUUUCAGAAGCGAGGUCUUCCUCGUGCGCGGUUGCCGACGUAGGGCCGUCUAAACCCACGACAACCUGUCGACCAUACACUGCGAGGGGCGAGUUCUGUACCUUGUGUCAGCAGGAGAAUCGAUGUAAACGACAGACACACACCUCCAUUUCCACGACCUUUUUCCCAUCUCUGAGCAAAUCUGCGAUGCGCAUGAGUUGCUCCACAUUGGGAUGCACUUGCUCCGGAGGCGUCUUGUAUUUGUUGCUGUUGAAGACGCCCAUCAAUCCACCCAGCGGCAACCACGCACGCAUAUCCAUGUCCUCCUCCAGCUCCAUCUCCUCUUCAACAGGCAGCAUCGCCACCGGAAACGUUCGCCCCAGAAGCCUGAUGAACAGAGCAUAUGCGCUCCAGAACAUCUCCAGGUCUUUCACACAACCGCGCACCCAGCUCCAAUUCGCAAGUAUCCACUUCGAGCUCACCCGCAACGCAGGCAAAGUCCGCCGGAAUUCAGCGCUGAUCCGUUCCGCGAGAGACCCGGACGCAACAUGAGGAUCAACUUCGGCCAGUUCCUUCGCCCCGACGUUCAACAGAGCCGUAUGCAGCGCAAAAACAUGUGUCAGCUGCGCAGUCGCUUCGUCGGGGCGACACCGCCACACCGCACCCUGCGCCAUCACCCCGACACGUACGAUCAUUUCCUCCGGGAGAGCACGGGCCGCAACGAGCCGCCCGAAACUCGCUGUCAAAUGGUUCGCGAGUGCUUCCGUUCCCGGUGGACAGUCGUUGCUCCACAGCGCAUGUAGAAACACCACCUCGCGCCGGAACCGGUCGAUCCGCACUUUCGGGGGUCCAUCGCCAUCGCCUCCGAUACUAUUCGCCGCAGAAAUUGCGUUUGGCAAUGCUUUGGCCAGCACACCUGCCAGAUUCUCUGCUGCUGUCUCGAAGGGGGUGGCCACACACAAUGCACGCAGAUACCAGCCGACAGCAGCCAGCGUAUCUGAUUCGUAACUGCACGUAGUUGAGCAGCAAGUAAAGCAGGUCAGCGGCCGACUCACCCAGCCAAAAUAGCCAACUGAUUCGCUGCAUUCCCAUCUCCCGGAUUCAGUCCGUGCGCCGCAAAGUACAGCGCUCUUGCGCGCGAAAAGUUCAUCCUCUGCUCCAUCGCCCGGCGACCAUGCCCUCUGCCUUUCCCUGCAGCAGCAACAGUCACAGGCCGGUACUGUUCGCGAUACCGCGCAAUAUCUCCAAGGCAAAUCAACAAUUUGCUCAACGUCCGCUGCCCCACAGCCACAAAGGGGCUGGAUAUCUCUCCGUCGCUCUUCUCUUCCUCAUCGCCCUCCCCACCAACUCCGCCCCCUGGGAAUCCAAAAUGAUUCAUCCUGUCCCCUUCCGGCGCUUCAUCCUCUCCGCCGGGCAACAGCUCGCCCGGGACUCCGUACGCACGCUGCACCCGCUGCACCAGCGCCCGAUAAAACCGCUCCUCUUCUGCGAGAAACUGCCGCAGCCGCUGCUGAAGCUUGCGUGUCUCCACAAUGUGCCCCGUCGGCGCUGUGUUCUUGCUGCCGUUGUUAGCAGUGUUCGCAUUGUUCGCAUUCGCGUUAUUCGUGUUUGCAUUCGUGUUUUUGCCGUUGCUGCUCGCGUUCGCGGCGUACCGCGCAAGGCGCGCCUUGUAUAGCCCGAUGAACGCAUACGACGUCUGCAUCCACAGAUGCGCGACUGCUUCGCGAGUCUCAUCCUCCUGCCCGUGCAGAAGGAGUAGGUGGACGUAUCGGCGCCGCAGACUGGGGAAUGCCGGAGAGGUUGAUCAGAAGGGUCGCGGAAGACAGAUACGCCGCGGAACGCACUUCUUCCGCUGAAACUCCGCCUCCCUGAAAUUCGCCGGCGCCCAGACGUCCCGCCCCAACAGUACUUUGAGCCCCGCAUGUAUGCUGCGCGCUUCCCUGGAGUGGUAUCAGCGUGACUGUCUGGUUGGAGAGAACAGAUGUGCGAGGAAAUUUGGCAGUCGGAGAUGAGAGGGAGCAGGUAGGUAGAGUGGCAUGUAGACGAGGAUCAAACUGCGCCGCAAAACAUACCGACUCAGCCCAAUCGCAGUGGU
Messenger RNA from Mycena citricolor, 4701 nucleotides. The record is from the annotation of a GenBank genome assembly. NCBI's taxonomy places the organism in Eukaryota, Fungi, Basidiomycota, Agaricomycetes, Agaricales, Mycenaceae.